Messenger RNA from Penicillium salamii, 1224 nucleotides. Lineage: Eukaryota; Fungi; Ascomycota; Eurotiomycetes; Eurotiales; Aspergillaceae. The record is from the annotation of a GenBank genome assembly.
AUGACAAUCUCCCAGUCUCUAGCAAAAAUAAUCGAAAUAAUGGCAAACAACACCCCUCACCUCUCUCUCUGUGUCACCACAACGGACUUUGAGAAGGUCGCCAAAGAAGUUCUUCCUGAGAAAUCAUGGGUGUAUGCGUCAAGCUCCGCAGCUACAGGUCUUUCAAUGCGCUCCAACCUGGAUGACUGGUCAUUGAUUAACUUCCGUCCCCGAAUCCUGAGAAGAGUGGAUCGAAUGGACACCAGGAGAUCCAUUCUGGGACACACCUCGCAAUUCCCUUUCUUUGUGUCAGCCAUGGGAACACUAGGAAGCUCCCACCCAGGUGCAGAGCCUUUACUUGUGCGAGGAGCUACACGAAAAGGCAUGCACACUAUGAUCAGCACGGCAUCUACAAAGCCGCUGGAAGAGAUCAUGGACGCACACCGAGAGGAGCAACGACUUCUCAACAAUCAAAGCCCUGCCAACUUGUCAUUCCAGCUUUACGUUCCUGAGGAUCGAGCUCGAGCCAAGUCUCUUAUCCAAAGGGUCAAAGCCGCCGGGUAUCAAAGCCUAUGGGUCACUGUUGAUACAUCCACACUGGGCAAGCGUACCGCAGAUCGAUACCUCCAGGCGCAAGAGAAUCUGAAUGCUGAUAAGGGGGGAAGUGCGAGAGAUAUUCACAAUGAGAACGACUUUGCACCCGCAUUCGGAGGUCGACAGGUUCCAGGCUCGGUGGAUGCUGGGCUCACAUGGGAGGAUCUAAAAUGGAUCUCCCAGGAGUGGAACGGACCGCUCGUUCUCAAGGGAAUCCAAAGCGUAGAAGACGUGAAGCUGGCUGUCCAGCAUGGCGUGCAGGGAAUCUUGUUGAGCAAUCAUGGUGGUAGGCAGAUUCAUUCUGCCCCGAGUUCCUUGAUGACACUUCUGGAAAUCCGAAAGUACUACCCGGAGGCAUUUGACAAACUCCAAGUAUUUGUGGAUGGUGGUCUUCGUGAUGGAGCUGAUGUCCUCAAGGCCUUGUGCCUUGGAGCGACAGCUGUAGGAGUCGGUCGGCCGUACUACUAUGCCCUCGCAGCAUACGGGGCCGAAGGAGUUGAAAGGUGUACAGAUAUCCUGGCUGAAGAGGUGGAGAUCACCAUGAAGAUGCUUGGAGCCACUUCUUUAGAUCAGCUUCGGCCAGAAAUGAUCAACACAAGUCGACUAGAGAAUGAGAUGUGGCGACCGGCAUUUGAAAAGUCCAAGUUGUGA